AUGGCAGCAGCAGCUCCGUCCUUGACUAUGGCGAAAUUGGCAGAAGACGAGCACCACACCAUGAAUGAUCUUUCAGGCGUUAGACAUAAGACGAAAAAGUUGCUGGCAGGUGCGAUCUCGGGAAUGAUAUCAGCGUUGGCAUUUCAACCCUUGGAUGUGCUUCGGACGCAUCAACAGGGCGCCUUUACGGCGCACGCGGAGUCUACAAAAACGCUGGCAGGAAAACCUUAUAUUUCACCACCCGAAACUAUAACAUCGUCAAUACCAUCCAGUAAUUCCAUAGCGAGGCUUCGGUAUAUGUGGCGGGGCACGUCACCCACUCUCGUUCGCGUGGCUGGCGGCGCCGGGCUCUACUUUGCUACGCUGGAUUACUGCCUUAAUAUGUUUCCUCCGACUGCAGUCAACACAUUUUUGGCCGGAGCCUUUGCGCGUACGUUUGCAGGCGGUUUAAUGUCACCAUUCACUAUUAUCAAGGCGCGGAUGGAAUUCUUGCCGCCUCGUACCUUCAACGGCAACCUGCAUUUAGUGCGCAAUGUGCUGCACCACGAAGGUUUUCGUGGACUGUAUCGCGGCAUGAUACCCACUCUGAUUCGUGACGUACCAUUUUCUGGACUGUAUGUUCUUAUUUACACUCGUCUGCGGGAUUUGUGGACAGAGAAAUUUUCUCAUCUACCAGUGUAUGGCGUGCACUUUAGUAGUGGCGUGGUAGCGGGCGUACUUGCUACAUCCAUUGUGCAUCCGGCUGACGUGGUCAAGACACGCAUGCAACUGGCCAUUAUGGUCAAUACAGGUGAAGGAAUAGCUGCUUCUGCGUUAAACUCACUUACAAUGCGACAGACGGUAUCCAAGAUCUAUCGUCACGAGGGCUUACGCGGCUUUGCUAAGGGCAUCAUACCGCGUGUUGUCAAGCGAACGCUGUCUACUGCAGUCACAUGGACAAUCUACGAGCAGCUGUCUCUUAGCUCAUCGGCCUUUACCGCGUUAUGA
Molecule: messenger RNA, 987 nt
Organism: Plasmopara halstedii
Lineage: Eukaryota; Oomycota; Peronosporomycetes; Peronosporales; Peronosporaceae
Product: mitochondrial carrier family
Exons: 2
Coding region: 1-987 (328 amino acids)
Biological process (GO): glycine import into mitochondrion
Cellular component (GO): mitochondrion
Molecular function (GO): glycine transmembrane transporter activity
Source: RefSeq, a predicted model, not a curated record